Porites evermanni is the source of this 3063-nucleotide messenger RNA. Lineage: Eukaryota; Metazoa; Cnidaria; Anthozoa; Scleractinia; Poritidae. The record is from the annotation of a GenBank genome assembly.
AUGGCAGAAAGAAUACUACAAGAUAUAGCUGAACAAGAAAAGCGUCUUACAUUAGCGCAGAUCAAUAAGAACAGGAAAGAGGAAGCAGAAGCCUACUACAAUCUAAGCAAAGCUUAUUGCUCCAUCAAGGACUUCCAUCGAGCAAUAGAGUACGCCAAACAAUGCCUGAGCAUUGCUGAGGAAGUCGGUAACAGAGCAGGUGCGGGACGUGCCUAUAGAAUUCUCGGCUGUGCUUACCUAUUAGAAGGUGACUCCCAAAGAGCAAUAGAGUACCACAAUCAAGACCUCAGGAUUGCCAAGGAAGUUGGUGACAGGGCAGGUGAAGGACAUGCCGUUCACUUUCUCGGCUUUGCUUAUCACAGCCUUAAAGAAUUCCAAAGAGCAAUAGAGUACAACAAUAAACACCUCAUCAUUGCCAAGGAAGUUGGUGACAGGGCAGGUGAAAAACUUGCCUAUGCCAACCUCGGCAUUGCUUAUGACGGCCUUGAAGAAUUCCAACGAGCAAUAGAGUACCACAAUCAGCACCUCAGCAUUGCCAAGGAAGUUGGUGACAGGGUAGGUGAAGGACAUGCCUAUUACUUUCUCGGCCUUGUUUAUCACAGCCUUAAAGAAUUCCAAAGAGUAAUAGAGUACAACAAUAAACACCUCAUCAUUGCCAAGGAAGUUGAUGACAGGGCAGGUGAAAAACGUGCCUAUGCCAACCUCGGCAGUGCUUAUGACAGCCUUGAAGAAUUCCAACGAGCAAUAGAGUACCACAAUCAGCACCUCAGCAUUGCCAAGGAAGUUGGUGACAGGGCAUGUGAAGGAUGUGCCUAUCAGCAUAUCGGCCAUGCUUAUCACAGCCUUAAAGAAUUCCAACGAGCAAUUGAGCACUACAAUCAACACCUCAGAAUUGCCAAGGACAUUGGUGACAGGGCAGGUGAAGGACAUGCCUAUUACUUUCUCGGCCUUGCUUAUGACAGCCUUGAAGAAUUCCAAAGAGCAAUAGAGUACAACAAUAAACACCUCAUCAUUGCCAAGGAAGUUGGUGACAGGGCAGGUGAAAAACGUGCCUAUGCCAACCUCGGCAGUGCUUAUGACAGCCUUGAAGAAUUCCAACGAGCAAUAGAGUACCACAAUCAGCACCUCAGCAUUGCCAAGGAAGUUGGUGACAGGGCAGGUGAAGGAUGUGCCUAUCGCCAUCUCGGCCGUGCUUAUCACAGCCUUAAAGAAUUCCAACGAGCAAUUGAGCACUACAUUCAACACCUCAGAAUUGCCAAGGACAUUGGUGACAGGGUAGGAGAAGGAUGUACCUAUGGCAGUCUCGGCGCUAUUUAUCACAGCCUUGAAGAAUUCCAACAAGCAAUAGAGUACCACCAUCAAAGUCUCAGCAUUGCCAGGGAAGUUAGUAACAGGGCAUGGGAAGCCACAGCCUAUUUCAAUCUCGGCACUACUUAUCACAGCCUUAAUGAAUUCCAACGAGCAAUAGAGUACAACAAUAAAUACCUCAUCAUUGCCGGGGAAGUUGGUGACAGGGAAACGCAAGGGGAAAGCUAUCGCAAGCUCGGCGCGACUUAUUUACGUCUCGGCGAAUACCAACGAGCAAUAGAGUACACCAAUAAAUACCUCAACAUUGCCAAGGAAGAGGGUAACAGGGCAUGGGAAGGCAAAGCCUAUUCCAAUCUCGGCGCUGCUUAUAACAGCCUUGAAGAAUUCCAACAAGCAAUGAAGUGCCACGAGAAACAACUGAGAAUUGCCAAGGAAGUCGGCGACAGAAAAGAAAAAGGAGAUGCCUAUUUAAACAUCGGCGACGUUCAUAGAUCCCUCGGCAACGUGCCACGAGCAAUGGAGUACUACAAGCAAGGCCUGAGCAAUGCCGAGGAAAUCGGUGACAGGAAGCAACAAGGACGUGCCUAUUGCCGCCUCGCAGGUUGUUAUAGAAAUCUCCACGACUUGAAGGAAGCAAUAGAGUGUUGCAAGCAACGCCUAAGCAUUGCUGAGGAAAUCGGUAACAGGAUGGAAGAAGCAUGUGCACAUUCAGGUCUGGGUCACUCUUUAUGGGAGUCACAUUCUUGGAAUGAGGCUUUAGAACAUUUUAGAUGCUGUGUUGAAAUCUAUGACACUAUUAGAGCCAAUUCUAUCUCGGAAGAUCAAUUGAAAAUAAGUUUCUGUACGCGGCAUCAUCAUCAAUGUGACUAUACUCAUUUAUGGCAAGGUUUAGUAAUGCUUCAAAGAUAUAGUGAGGCUUUAUACACUGCUGAGAGGGGACGGGCACAGGCUUUGCUCGAUGCCUUAAAAGUAACUUAUGGCCUUACAUCACUUUCUCCCAGCUCAAUUGUAUCUGAAGAAGAAGUCACAAAUAUUUCAAAGAAGACAACUGUGUUAACAGUUUUUCUUGCCCUACAAGAGAACACACUCUAUAUGUGGGUAUUGCGAAAAGGGAGCAACCCUAUCUUUAAGCUAUUGACGUUACCAGCAAUUGGAAGUGAGCACGAAGAUUCCUUUUCUCUCCUUUUAGACUUUGUUCUGGGAUGUAUUGGGGCUGGCGUUGGUAUCAGGUGCGAAAAUCGGUCAAUGGAUAAGCUGAAUACAACAACUUCAACUACUCGAGAUGAACAUCAAACAUCGGAGCCAUCACAAGAGAGCACCGACCUUUUACAGCCAUUAUAUGAUGCAGUUCUUGGUCCCAUUGAAGACUUGCUUGAUGGUGAUGAACUAAUUGUAGUUCCUGAUGGCGCUUUGUCUAAAGCUCCUUGGACAGCCCUGAGUGAAACUCUAAGGAUCCGCACUGUUCCCUCACUGACAAGUUUGAAAGUCAUCACAGAUUCUCCAAUUGAAUACCACAGUAAAAGUGGAGCCCUGCUUGUUGGAGAUCCAUGCUUGAAGAAAAUUACAGAUAAACCGGGGAACCCCAUUUAUGAUCCUCUGAAGUACGCAAGAAUGGAAGUGGAGAUGAUUGGAGAAAUUCUAAAGAGUCAAACUUUAACAGGUGAAGAUGCAACCAAAAAAGCGGUACUUCAGAGAAUCGCGUCAGUUGCUUUGGUUCACAUCGCAGCCCACGGAAGGAAGGAAACUGGAGAAAUU